Messenger RNA from Galendromus occidentalis (western predatory mite), 2040 nucleotides. RefSeq names its product dolichyl-diphosphooligosaccharide--protein glycosyltransferase subunit 1. Gene Ontology annotation, cellular component: membrane; oligosaccharyltransferase complex. Lineage: Eukaryota; Metazoa; Arthropoda; Arachnida; Mesostigmata; Phytoseiidae. The transcript is spliced from 4 exons. The record is from RefSeq and is a predicted model, not a curated record. The coding region runs from base 113 to 1900 and encodes 595 amino acids.
GGCGUCUCUGCUGAUGUGUCGUCGGUGGCCGUCACCUGGGAACGAUCUCUGUUGUUGAAGAUUUGUGGAGUCUGGCCGAAUCUUCACAAAUCGAUUUUUCCGCGACGGAAAAAUGCUCCGCGUUGCAGCGGUCGUGCUUCUGGGCUGCUGGGGGCUUGUGACCGCCCAAACCGUUAAGCAAUUCGAGAACGUCAACGUUGAGAGGAAUAUAGACGUAUCGUCUCAAUUGGUUCGCGUCACAGCAAAAAUCACCGCGGAAAAUAAAGGAGCUGCCGCAGCUUCGAGUUACCAUGUAGCGAUAGACGCUGAUGAAGCCAAACAAUUGAGCUACAUAUCAGCCACGAGCGAGUCCAUACCCCUCGGUGUCGUUCUCGACAAAGCUGCAUCUACGAAAGACGUCGCCUUGUACAAAGUCACCUUACCAACAUCGAUAUCGCCGGGCAAGACCAUCAAGCUUGAUUUCGUCUACGUCUUGACGCACUGGCUGGAGCCGUUCCCGUCGGAAGUGCAACAGGACGAGAAGCAGUUGGUCAUCUACAGAGGGAAUCAUUAUCUCUUCUCGCCGUAUACCACGGCCAAGCAAACGACCAAAGUCAAGCUUGCAUCGAACCGCGUUGAAAGUUACACCAAUACGCUGAAACCAAACGCUCAAUCGGACUCCUCUGUGACCUACGGACCCUACCUGAAGAUCGCGGCUCUGACCAAAGAACCGUUCAAGGUCCAUUACGAAAACCAGAAUUCUUUCUUAGUUGUGAAGAACCUAAAACGAUGGAUCGAGGUUUCUCACUGGGGAACGGUUCAGGUCGAGGAGACCGUCGACGUCAAACACGAAGGUGCUCGUUUGAAGGGCAGCUUCAGCCGAUACGACUUCCAACGAGAGAUGAGUCCCUCAGCCGCGGUGAAAACUUUCAAAACUUUCUUACCGUCCGGAGCCAGGGAUGUGUACUAUAGGGACGAGAUCGGGAAUAUUUCGACGUCCCACCUCCGGAAGCGCUUCGAUGCGGUUGAAGUUGAGCUCCGACCUCGCUUCCCGUUGUUUGGAGGCUGGAAAACCCACUACCUCCUCGGAUAUUCUGUUCCCACGACCGAUUUCCUCCUGCACGACGGAGUUGACGGUUUUGUCCUUAAGAUAAACUUCAUUGACCACAUCUUCGACGACGCCGUGAUCGACAACGCUGUCGUCAAGAUCGUUCUGCCUGAAGGCUCUAGGGAAAUCCGCCUGAAACUCCCCUUCUCAGCACAGAGACACCCGGACGAAAGACAUUACACCUAUUUGGAUACGACGGGUCGCGUUGUUGUCGUCCUCAGUAAACAGAACCUCGUUGAGGACCACAUUCAACCGCUCGAAGUCCACUACAAGUUCAACAAAAUGAGGAUGUUCCAAGAGCCCUUGCUGGUCGCGGUGGCUCUCUUCAUUUUAUUCACGACGGUCAUAAUCUACGUCCGCUUGGACUUCUCCAUCCGUAGCGACCCGAAUCAGGAGCAGAAAUGGAAGCUCCUCUCACUGCAGGAGCGCAUCGCGCGCUCUCAAGACCGACGGGAUGCGAUCUACGCGGCUAUUGAUCAGAGUCUAGCGAAGUUCAAACUAUCCAAGGACCAGGCGGGAUUCGAAGCUUCCCUGAAGAAGAAUCUCCCAACGCAGAAGCUCAUCUCGGAAGAGUUUGCUCAACACGAAGAGGAAGCGAAGGCUGGGGCAAUGAACGCUGCUCUCGAAACCAUAGCCGAGCUGAAUAAGCUGGACAAAAUUCUCCGAGACACCCUAAACUACCAAGUGUCAAUUCUCGAGAAAUUCAUCGCCGGCAAACUGAACAAGCAACAGUACACAGAUCAGGAGAUGGUCCAGAGCAAGAAGAAGCACGAGACUUACGAGAAAAUUCGGGACAUCAUCUGUAAACUCUAGACGAGCGGGGGGAGAAAUUCUAGUCCGGAUGACUGUGGUUCGCCGUGAAUGAGUGAAAGUUUUCCAACUGCGUUUCUGUCUCCUCAAAUGCUUUAUUUAUUGAAAAUAUAGUCGGGCAAAGAACUGUUGCUAUUUACGGA